Soboliphyme baturini is the source of this 3144-nucleotide messenger RNA. NCBI's taxonomy places the organism in Eukaryota, Metazoa, Nematoda, Enoplea, Dioctophymatida, Soboliphymatidae. The record is from the annotation of a GenBank genome assembly.
UUGAGGAUUUUUCAUAUUUCAGGUUGCUCAUCAAUCGCUGGAAAUGAAGAGCUUGCUCCUCCCCAUGAUCUUCAAGUCUUUUACUACCUUACUGGCCUACUAUCUCACCAACCGUACAGCCUCGUGGUUAACAUAACAUGGCAACCCCCGUUCGACGAUUCAUUGUUUUUUGUGACCGGUUUUAACCUCUAUGUCGUCGACAUGGAUGCCAACGAAAAGCACUGUUUUCAGGUAAUCGUUGGCAGAGACGUAUGGACCGUCGCGGAUAAAGACAACCACAUCAAGUUCUGGUUUAGCGUGACGGAUUUGUUCGUGUUUCGUCACCGAUAUUACAUAGGCGUCCAAACACUACCUAAAUCUUUGAACCGAAGUGUCGAAGCGGGCAUCUCUAGGAUUGAAACGCGGAUGCCUGAACAUCCAGGCAUAAAUCUGGAGGACGAUUCGGACGUAUGUUCAGAAACAUCCCAUCCGGACGCGCACGGCUGGGUGACCGCCUUCAAUCUGGUGGACAUCCAAUCAUGGACAAAAUCGAUCUUCGUUGAGUUUGUAGCGGCGCCCCUAAAAUACUGCUUUUCUGAGUAUGAAAUCCGCCUAAUGGACGUCGAAUCUCGUAUCGUCCGUUCUGCCGUGCUGCGUAACGGAUCUGCUUAUGCUGGCUGGAUAGGCAACUACACCGUCAGCUAUGUAAACUACACGUUCGAAAACGUCACCCCCGGCGUUUACAGCAUCGGCGUGAUUCCAAUUGAGACGGACGAUCAGGGCCGUUGCCUUUGUCAAAUGCCGAACAAAGUUUGCUCAUGCACUAUGGCAGUCUUUUCGGACAUAAGGAUGCCUGAUGUGAAACAGCUUCAGUUUGAUCCGUGUGACCUCUUGCCGCCGAUAAAAAGUCCCCUGUCGUGCUACGGUGGUAACGCAACUGUGGACGUUAAGAGUAUCGCCGGAGUUCAGAGCCAAGAAUUGAACAAUCGCAGUUGGUUGCUAUUCGGCGUCACGCUAAUCACGCUGUCGAUGGUUGUAUGUUUGAUGGCGCUGCUGUACUUCAAAUAUUUCCAGCAGUACUUCAAGAACGUAAAGAUGUACCUGAUACCGAACGAUUCGGUAGUACUUCUGCCGCGAGAACAGGCUCACAAGGAGCCAAACAAGACUAUAUUGUUGAUUUAUGCACACGACUGUCCGCAGCACGAUUUUGCUGUUAAGGCAUUUGCCAACUACCUGCAAUCGGUUUCUCAAUGUACGGUGGUCAGUGAUUUCAACUCCGUUGAGGAGAUUUCGCGCAACAAGUCUGACUGGAUGAUUCGAAGCUUGGCUAAUGCCGAUAAGGUGGUGGUCGUUCACUCUGUAGGUUCUUACGUGCGCUAUGGUUGGAAGGUGCUGCAGGGCGAUUGUGGAGUGGUCAUUCAACGAAAAGAUCCGGUGAUGUUCGAUGACCUGUUCUUGUCGCAACUUGAUAUGUUCAUCAACCAGCGGAUAUUCCCUGGUGACUCACAUGCCAAGCCGUUCGUGUCUGUUCGCUUCACCUACACACCUAAACCAUGGAUCUUGCCGUACUUUGCACCGUAUGUGUGCUACGAGGUGCCAGCCCAGCUGCAGUACUUUGUGCCGUGGUUGUUUGACACUGUUCCGUCGUCAGCCGUAGAACAACAGACAGGCACACCACCGUUUGUGGUCGAGCAAUGGAGCGACGAAUAUUCACAGCUGAAGGCUGCGGUCGAAGGUAUGCAGAAGUUCGUCAACGAUUCCAACAACUGGUUCGAAGAGACACACGUGAAACGACGCUGCAGUGACCAUUUUAGCCAGUCAGAGCGGUCGACGCUGCUCGAUCCUCUUAAUUUAGCUGUCCCUGACGAACUGCACAACUCGUUGCAGUUUAACAACACCUCCGUUACCGGCAGCACCGACGGUGUUGAAACCGUUACCUCGGUGGAUAGCGCUUGCGUCGGUUCGACUGAUUCCGUGUCCUUCUCAAGAAACAUUGGGCGGGUGGCGUUUUUAACCGGUGGCGCCUCUGCGACGUCAUUUUUGGCAUUCCGGUAUUUUUCUAACCUGCCCAGAUUCAAAUCCAUUACCCUUGGCAUUCCGAUCGCCAAUGCUGAAAAAGCAGACAGCGAUGACAACGUUCAACAGCAGACGUAUCCAAUGAAUCUGAACUUCGUUGCCGAUGUGGUCGAAAAAGUGGCACCUGCCGUUGUUUAUUUAGAAAUCGUUGGAAAUCUUCCAUUUGUCGGCAAUCAAACGGUAUCUAACGGUUCUGGGGUGAUCGUUCGAUCAGACGGCCUUAUACUGACCAAUGCCCACGUUGUAGGCAACGGAAGGCGAGGUGUGGAGGUCAAGCUGCAAGAUGGGCGCUCGUUCCCUGGCGAAGUCUGCUUUAUUGACCCGAUAUCCGAUUUGGCGACUGUGAAGAUAAAGGCGACUGGUCUUCCGGCGCUAAACCUGGGAACAAAGAGAAAGAUCCGGCCCGGUGAAUGGGUCAUUGCUCUGGGCAGUCCCUUUUCGCUUACGAAUACUGUCACCGUCGGCGUGAUUUCAAACACUCAUCGUAAGUUGGUCGACCUUGGUCAAAAUUCGCCCAUUGAGUACAUCCAGACGGACGCUAUGAUAACUUUCGGAAACAGUGGUGGACCAUUAGUGAAUCUAGAUGGGGACAUCAUUGGAAUCAAUACAAUGCAAGUGAUGUCGGGAAUCUCCUUCGCGGUCCCCGCGGACUACGCAAAACAGUUUCUGGAGAAAGUGGAUAGCUUGGAAAAGUCGAAGGGUGGAACCGGAUUUGUUAGCCGUGCCGUGUCAGUUUUGAAGAUUUUAGGUACUUCCUGGUUCUCAAGGAAGCCGCAUCAUCUGAAGACUAAAAAGUUUGUUGGCCUGAACAUGUUAACGUUGGACGAACAUAUCCUUCGUGACCUCAGGGCACGUGAUGAAAAUUUUAGUUCAAUCAGCCACGGCGUCUUGGUUCAUGGCGUAAUCAUCGAUUCCCCCGCACACCAAAGUGGAAUCGAACCAGGUGAUAUUAUCAUCGAAAUCAACAACAAGACUGUCUAUUCAACUCAGGACGUGCUGUCGAAAUUAGAAUCCUCAGAGCAGCUUGUUUUCACCAUUAUCCGACGCAAACACACGCUGAAAAUCAGUGUCUUUCCUGAAGUGGAUUAA